Molecule: messenger RNA, 682 nt
Organism: Hermetia illucens (black soldier fly)
Lineage: Eukaryota; Metazoa; Arthropoda; Insecta; Diptera; Stratiomyidae
Product: transcription factor Adf-1-like
Exons: 3
Coding region: 6-671 (221 amino acids)
Biological process (GO): regulation of transcription by RNA polymerase II
Cellular component (GO): transcription regulator complex; nucleus
Source: RefSeq, a predicted model, not a curated record
AAAGAAUGGCUGGUCCACCCGGGGAUAAUUUUGAAGAAAACCUUAUUGAGUUAGUUUCUUACUAUCCUCCGCUUUUUGAUAAAAAUGUGAAGGGAUGUAGAAAUAAAGCAACAAGAGUGAAACUCUGGCAAACCAUCGGGAAGCAAAUUGGCAGAAGUGGAAGCGACUGCCAGAAGAGAUGGAAGUCGUUGCGGGAAAGAUUCUCACGCGAAUUGCGAAAAGUGGAUCCGUCGUUUGGUGGUGAGGAAUCAAACUGGAUUCAUUAUGAAAAGAUGCUGUUCUUAAAGGAUCAUAUUCAGCCUAGAUUCUCCAUCGAUAACUCGAUAAAGUAUACCGACCCUUUGUCUUGUACAAGCAGUUCCAGAAAAAUGGAAACCGAUAAUACGGUGGUAUCAAUCGAUUGUGGGGGUGAUAGUACAUCGUCAUCGGAUAAUUUUGCAUCGCCCCCGUACUCGAACAAUCGGGACGAUCAAUUUAAUUCUCUGUGUAUGAAACUGGAAAAGAAGAUUGAAAAUUUGAGUAGAGAACCAGACAUGAACGAAGAAUUCAUGAAGAUGGUAAUAAUGUUUCUGAGGGAUCUACCAGAGAAAGGACAAGAUGAAGCUAGAUGUAAGAUAUUUCAAAUUGUAACCGAAACACGAAUUAAAUAUUUGCAUAAUAAUAAAGGGUAGUAUUGCAUCAA